GAAGCCAAGUCCACGAAGUAAAAAUAUGCCUUUGAAACACCUGACGAGGAAGAAUCUACACUACGUCCGUACACUAUCGUCCCUCCAGCUUCGACCGAGCCCCUCGAAGCUCCACCGCUCUUCCAAGUUCAUGCGCUAUGCUAACCCUCGUUUGCACAUUGCGGCUCUGUCGCCUGCUGCAUAGUUCAUCACCAGCAACCCAAAAUGUCAAAUCCCUUCAAGAUCCUCAUAUUCAGUCGGACGACCGCAUACCGGCAUGAGUCGAUUCCCGCCGGCAUCCGCGCUCUGCACCGGCUUGCUUCCGCUUCCAGCUCAGGACCACACCCCUUCACGGCCGACGACACCGAAGACGCGUCCAUCUUUACCCCAGUAUCUCUAGCAGCAUAUCGCGUCAUUGUCCUUCUGCAAUGCUCCGGAGAUAUUUUGGACGACGCCCAGCUGGAUGCUCUGAAGGGGUUUGUGCGGUCCGGCGGCGGCAUCGUCGGUGUCCACUGCGCCAGCUUCGCCAUGCAGUCGUCGGAAUGGUACGGCCGGCUCAUCGGGGGUGUCUUUGACAACCAUCCCGAACCGCAGCCCGGCCGCGUCCUGACCCUGGACCCAAAGCACCCCAUCAUGACCUGCCGGUGCUCACCAGACUCACUGCAAGGAUCUCGGCGAGAUGAUGUGUCGGCCGAGGACUCGGAGCGGACUUGGGUGGAUGAGUGGUAUAACUUCAAGGUACACCCGCGGGAGACAUCGGACGGUCGCCUGCAUGUGCUGCUUGCUGUGGACGAGAAGUCGUACAAGGGCGGAGUGCACGAAGACGACCACCCCGUUUCGUGGUGCCAGAGCUUCGACGGGGGGCGGUGCUUCUACACCUCUCUUGGCCACUUUGACGAGGCGUAUGAGGACGACUGGUUCAUGGGGCAGAUACUUGGGGGGAUACUAUGGGCCGCUGAGACGUCCUGAAGACAAGUACGACAUAAGGUUACCUCCAGGUUUCUUUCAAGUCGUCU
Messenger RNA from Parathielavia appendiculata, 995 nucleotides. Its product is annotated as class I glutamine amidotransferase-like protein. Bases 205 to 948 code for a protein of 247 amino acids. The transcript is spliced from 2 exons. Lineage: Eukaryota; Fungi; Ascomycota; Sordariomycetes; Sordariales; Chaetomiaceae. The record is from RefSeq and is a predicted model, not a curated record.